This is a messenger RNA of Liolophura sinensis, 466 nucleotides long. Its product is annotated as Rieske domain-containing protein-like. The record is from RefSeq and is a predicted model, not a curated record. The transcript is spliced from 3 exons. NCBI's taxonomy places the organism in Eukaryota, Metazoa, Mollusca, Polyplacophora, Chitonida, Chitonidae. The coding region runs from base 1 to 417 and encodes 138 amino acids. Gene Ontology annotation, molecular function: 2 iron, 2 sulfur cluster binding.
AUGGCUACUGCAGUGUCCACCGAUUGUUCCCCGGAUCGUUCCACGGAGCUGUCCUCUGCCACCAACGCGCUUCAGUGGAGGCAAAUUGGAGACUAUUACGAGCUACGGAAGCGGAAAUGUCAAAGAGUACACUCCAAGAAAGGGAAAUACUUUGACCUGGGUUUAUUUUACAAAGACGGAAAGUUUUAUGCGAUGACAGCCUGGUGUAGCCACAUGGGUGGCCCGCUGUAUAACGGAGAAAUAGAAGAUUAUAAUGGAUCCGCCCACAUCAUGUGUCCAUGGCACGGCUACAUGUUUGAUUUAGAAACAGGCAAAAACGAAAUAGGUAUUCGACAAGACGUUCACCCGGUCAAGGUUGAGAAAGGACAGUUAUAUAUUCAAUACGAAACAGAGCUAUCAUUACACCCUUUUCUCUAGACAAGCCUUCACUUUCUACUCGUUUCUUUAGAAACUAUUUAAAGAGUGA